This is a messenger RNA of Pseudoliparis swirei, 2662 nucleotides long. It is a transcript of the gene hsf1, whose product is annotated as heat shock transcription factor 1. Gene Ontology annotation, molecular function: sequence-specific DNA binding; DNA-binding transcription factor activity. The record is from RefSeq and is a predicted model, not a curated record. The coding region runs from base 406 to 2280 and encodes 624 amino acids. The transcript has 14 exons. Gene Ontology annotation, biological process: regulation of DNA-templated transcription. NCBI's taxonomy places the organism in Eukaryota, Metazoa, Chordata, Actinopteri, Perciformes, Liparidae.
AACUCUGCUCCUGCUUCCUGGUCUGAACUCUGGGUUGUCAUGGAUACGUUAAUGUGGUUUCGGUGUUAAGGCCUUAAGGGGACCAGGGGCUUGACUCAACUCUAACGGCACCAUUGCAAAUUCCAGCUCAUUACGUCACAACGCGACCAGACGUUUCACGUCAUCACGAUGCGACAGCCGGCUCAAUGCGCAGUUAGUGUGAUCGGAUUUGUUGUCGUUUUCCGUUCUGGAGUUUUGAUUAAGAAGACAGAUUAAUACGUCAGCUGAAGACCCGCAAACCCGCGGCGCGGUCCAGGAGCAGGAGCCACUCCCUGUGGCCCGGAUCAGACCGCAGUCCCGGUCAGGUAUCUGUUAGCAUCAUUAGCUCAGAUUAGCUUCAGCGGGUUGCUCGUUUCUGUGUCUCUGAUGGAGAGUCCCGGAGGAGCAGGGGGGGCGGUGUUAAGCGGCAGCAACGUCCCGGCCUUCCUCACCAAACUGUGGACCCUAGUGGAGGACCCGGUGCCGAACACAGUCACCGACCCGCUCAUCUGCUGGAGCCCGAGUGGAACCAGCUUCCAUGUGUUCGAUCAGGCUCGCUUCUCUAAAGAAGUUCUACCAAAGUUCUUCAAACACAGCAACAUGGCCAGCUUCAUCCGGCAGCUCAACAUGUACGGGUUCCGGAAGGUGGUCCACAUCGAGCACGGCGGUCUGGUGAAACCGGAGAGAGACGACACCGAGUUCCAACAUCCGUUCUUCAUCAGAGGAGAAGAACACCUGCUGGAGAACAUCAAACGCAAAGUCACCAACGUGUCGUCUGUGCGUCAGGAGGAAGUGAAGAUGUCGGCACACGAUGUGAGUCAGAUCCUGAGUGACGUCCAGCUGAUGAAGGGAAAGCAGGAAACCAUCGACUCCAGAAUCAUCGCCAUGAAACAUGAGAAUGAGGCUCUGUGGAGAGAAAUGGCGAGUCUAAGACAGAAGCACCUGCAGCAGCAGCAGGUCGUCAACAAGGUAGCCACCGCUACACCCGUCACGCUACACCCGUCACGCUACACCCGUCACGCUACAUCGUCACGCUACACCGUCGUCACGCUACACCGUCGUCACGCGACACCGCCACGCUGCACCCGUCACGCUACACCGUCCCGCUACACCCAUCACCGCUACACCAGUCCAGCAUUACACCAGUCACCGCUACACCAGUCACCACUACACCAGUCCACCACUACACCAGUCACCACUACAAUGUGGCUUCUAUCUGAAUCAGUAAUAAACUCUCUCUCUUUGCAGUUGAUCCAAUUCCUGGUGUCUCUCGUCCAGUCGAACAGGAUUAUGGGUGUCAAGAGGAAAAUUCCCCUGAUGUUGAACGACUCUGGCUCCUCCCACUCGAUGCCUAAAUACAGCCACCCUCUCUCAUUGGAGCACAUGCAGGCAGCAGACUCCCCGGUGACCUCUGGACCAAUCAUCUCUGACAUCACAGAUGUGGCCACGCCCAUAGGCGAGAGUUUGGCCUGUGAUUGGAAUGAUGUUGAAGAAAGCCACAUCAAAGAGGAGCCGUCCAUUCCUGUCCUGGAGGGCGGAGACACUUCUGUGGACACGCCCCUCUCCCCCACCACCUUCAUCAACUCCAUCUUACAGGAGACCAAGCCCAGCCUGAGCACCUCCAUCACCACUCCUCCACCAGUUCUUGACUUCCUGUUCUCUGGAGUCAGUCCUUUGUCCGCCGCUCCGCCUCCCUCAGCUCCGCCUCCCUCAGCUCCGCCUCCCUCAGCGCCCGGCGCCCUCAGCUCCGGCCUCCAGCCUCUGAGAUGUCAAACCAUCGCCUGUAUCGACAGGCCCCGCCCCCCUCCCUCUGCAGGUGGACUGUCACCUGACCGCUGGCGCUUUGUUUCAACACGAGAUGACAAGUCUGAACUGUCCAAUCACGUCGACUGCAUUGACAGCAGUCUGGAAAACCUGCAGAGCAUCCUGAACACACAGGCCUUCACCUUCGACCCCUCGCCGCUCAUGGAGUUUUUCUCUUCUUCCUGUUCCUCUGGAGACUUUGAUCUGGACUGUCUGGACACGCUGCUGUCUGAAGACGUCCUCAAUGGCAGCGAGAGCAGCAACACCAACGCAGGGAAGCAGCUGGUGCAGUACACGCCUGUCCCGAUGUCUGAACCAAUCAGCUCCGGGGAGGUCGUGGCCAACCUGCCCUCCCUCCUGGAGCUGGAGGCGGGCCCUUUCUUCACCUCUGACCCUCCCACUGAUGACCCUGCUGCUGCUCUGCUAAGCCACGCCCACCUGGACUCUGACCUCAGUUAGAAGAGGGUGUGACAUGUGAUUUAUUGGUCACCAUGGCAACAGGACAGUGGGCUCCUCAGAAGCAUCAAUAGAGGAAACUGUUGAUCCAUCAGUAGGUCAAAGGUUAUGCAGAUUAACGUCAACCGGUUUAUCUCGCGGUCUUCUCCUUUUUCUUGUUUGUUUUUCUUCUUUGCCGCUUUUAUUCAAACCGCCGUUAAACCCCGAAAAGGAUCAUGUGACUUCUGCAUGUUCAAGUCUUUGUUUUCCUGCGUCAAUAUAGAAGAUGGAGAGAAUCCCAAUAUUUAAAAUAUGUUUCUGAAUGAGAAGUGUUGAUCAGAAAGACGGUGAGAUUCCUUUCUGUUUCUGGUUGUUUGUUGGAAUGAAGAACCAUCUGAGAAAAGCU